This is a messenger RNA of Lymnaea stagnalis (great pond snail), 993 nucleotides long. NCBI's taxonomy places the organism in Eukaryota, Metazoa, Mollusca, Gastropoda, Lymnaeidae. The record is from the annotation of a GenBank genome assembly.
AUGAGACUGAACAGAACUAUUGAAGAUGUCGUUUGCUUUGCCAAAAAGAUCCCAGGGUUUGCCGAUUUAGACCAGGAUGAUCAAAUAAGUCUAAUCAAAGGAGGCUGUUUUGAGGUAAACGCAAGGGUUUUAUUAGACUAGUUUUAAUGUUUACACUAUAAUUUUGUGAGUGAGGAGGAAGCAUUCAAAAACUGGGAUGCAAAAAAAAACUGAACAAAACACAACCUCAUCAUUUCUUUUUUAACCUAAAGAAUCCUCUACUUCUCCAGUCAUGACAACUAACAAAUCUCCUGUGAGGAGGUGUCACUAGGAUGAUAUGGGAUGUUUAAUAAUUAUUGAUAAUAUAAUUGAAAUUGCCAUAUAGCUCAAAAGUGUAGGAAAGCACUGCUCUGGGAUAAUGAAGUCUUAGCAGUUUUUUCAAACUAGAGAUUAUUUUUCUAUUUUAAUGAUUUGAUAGGCCAGGAAUUGCAAAUAGAAUGACAUUGUCACACUUUGAGUCAAAUUACAGUUUCUUAAUUUAUUUUUUUUAAAAGUGGAAAUAUAUUAGUAUUAGUAUUUUAUUUUUUUAUAAACCAGAGUAUUUUUUUAAAAAACAUUAUUUAUUAUCAGCCAAUAACAUUAAUAACACAAAAUUUGUAACCUAGAAGUCUGUAGACUUUAGACUUUAAAUUUCUUCAAAUAUAAUAAAAUUAAUUAAGUGCAUUUAUAUUAAGUUGACCUAAUCUAGUUUGUACCGGUACUCAAUCCAAGAAAUCUAUUGUAUUUCAGGUGGCCUGUGUUGUGUGCGCGCCAUUCAUUGAUGCAGAGACCAACUCAAUCUUUCUGUUGGGAAACAGUUCCAUUGUCAUGCGGGACGAGAUGAAGCUCGGUUUCCCUUUAGGAGAACAUUUUGUCGAACUUCUCUUCAACCUCUCCAACCGUUUAAAUGCAUUUAGCCUCAGAGACUCAGAAAAAGCUUUGUUUAGCGCUCUUGUUCUCAUAUCUCCUGGUAAG